Molecule: messenger RNA, 3773 nt
Organism: Chenopodium quinoa (quinoa)
Lineage: Eukaryota; Viridiplantae; Streptophyta; Magnoliopsida; Caryophyllales; Amaranthaceae
Product: serine/threonine-protein kinase prpf4B
Exons: 12
Coding region: 235-3450 (1071 amino acids)
Biological process (GO): mRNA cis splicing, via spliceosome; peptidyl-serine phosphorylation; peptidyl-threonine phosphorylation
Molecular function (GO): ATP binding; protein serine/threonine kinase activity
Source: RefSeq, a predicted model, not a curated record
ACUUCGAAAUAAAUUGAGACUACCCAAAGGAUAAAAAUAAAAUUGAGACCCAAGGUUUUCAGUACUCGGAAAAUUUUAAAAAAAACUUCAAUUAUCAAUAUUCCCAGACACGGCAUUUAUAUAUCUAACUAUCGUUAUUCAUCUCGCAAUCAAUCAAACAAUUCCUUUUCCCCUUUCAGUCCCGAACCCUAAUUCUCCCAAACCCAAAUCAAAACCCUAGUAAUUCCUCCAUUAAUGGCGAGCGAUUCCCAUGAUUCUCAUCGCAAGCACAGUCGUUCUCCCUCCGAUGACGAUUCGCCGGAGAAAUCGAAGCGCCACAAGCACCGCCAUCACCGUCACCACCGCCGCCAUCGCCACCAUUACCGCCAUAGCAGCUCGAAGCAUGGAGAUGCGAAGAAAGAUGAAAUUGAGGUUGUGAAUAGAGAGGAAGUAGUGGAAGAGGUGACGAAACCAGCUCCUCUUGUUGAUUAUGAUGAUAUGGAGGAAGGUGAGAUUGUUGAUGAUGAAGGUGUUCUUGCUGCUGAAGUCGAUUCUUUCGAUAAGAAGGUCGGGUCCGAUGUCGAAUCAGGUGAAUUUAAGGCCGGUGAUGAUUCUUACAUGAUUGUUGGUACUGAUUUAGAAAAUCCUGAAAGCAAUCAUAAUGUGACGCGGAAUGAUAAAAGUGGGAAGUCUAAGAAGUAUUUGAAGUCUCCUAGAAGUGAUCGAAGUGGUAGUGAGAGCAAGGAAGACGGGAGUCACUCUCAUCAUGACGAAUUUCCUUUGUCAGAUAGGGUGGCUAAUGGUGAUCUUACUCGCAGGUCUAGAAAGGGAGAAUCUAGGUCACAUACAGGGCAUGAGUCUCCUUUACAAGAAAGAAGCAAGGAGAAGGACCGUAUUAGGACCAAAAGCAAACAUGCCUUUGAAUUAAUGGAGGUGGAUGAAGAUGAUCUUAGAAGUAGAAGAGAUUCAUUUUCUCAUAAGGUUAGGGAUGACCGCCACGAAGCAAGGUAUCUCUCCCCUUCUCAUGGAAGGUACCAUCUAGAGACUAGUGAUAGGAGCUGGUCUAAAUCUCCUGAUUGGAAGAAAGAAAGAGAGCGUUCACAGAGCAUUGCGCACGAGAGGUAUUCAAAAACAAGGCAUCGCAGUGAAAGGGAUGAAAAGCUGUAUGAUAAUGGCAAGGUUGGUUAUGAGGUGGAUGAUGAAAAGGAUAGUCGUGGAGGUAAAGAUUACAGAUCUAAUGGUGGAGAAAAGGUUAAGGAUAAAGGAGGAGAGAGAAGUUCUAGCUAUCACAGGUCUAGUUUGCAUGAAGGAAAGCAUGAAGAUGGUGAUUCUAAGCACAAUGAGACAGAGGAGAAGAUGUACCGGGAUAAGAAACGAAUGGAGCAAGAGCUAAUAAAAGAGAGGAGCGAAAGGGAGCGUGAUAGGAUCCGGAGCAGAGACCAUGAACGGGAGAAGGAUUUUGUGAGGGACAGGGGGAUUCAUAGAGAGGUAAAGAGUGAUAUUGACUGGAAUCGAGAUCGUGGUGGGAGCAGGGACAGGGACCAUGAAAGGGAUAGAGAAAGAGAAAGGAGAAGGGAGCAAGAUCGUGGAAGGAGUCGGGACAGGGAUCUUGGCAGGGAAAGGAGGAGAGAUGAUAGCACAUCCAUGUAUAAAGAUAGAGAUGCUGAGAGAGAACGGGAUAAGGUAAGGGACAGGUCUCAAAAGUCGGAGAUGGAUAGGGGAAGAGACAGAUAUAGUGGCAGCGAUAGACAUAGAGAUAAGGCUAGAGAUAACAAGGAUGAUAGGAGCAGUAGAUACCAUAAAUAUGAUGACCGUGAUGAUGUAUACAGUAAUCGAGAUAGGCGCAGUGAUUAUGAUGAAGCAGAAUAUUUCAAGGACCGAAAGACGAAGCAUGAUCCAUAUAAAGAUAAGGCCACUAAAGAUGAUUCUCUGAUGGAAAAUGAAGAUGCAUUGAAUGGUUUUCUUGUCAGGGAUGAUGAUGACAAGGAUAUGCUAGAGUUGAAGCCUGCAGAGCCUGAAGAGGAUGAUAUCGACAGAAUCAAGGAGGAGAGUAGAAGGCGAAGAGAAGCCAUUCUUCAGAAAUAUAAAGCUAAACAAUUUCAGCAGCAGCAGGCUGUGCCUGAAGUCUCCAAAGUAUCAGAUGAGGAGCUGACGAAGCAGCCUUCCCUAAAGUUGUCUUCUGCAAGUGCUGUUCAAAAAGAAAAUAAUGGUGCUAAGGGUGAUGCUAACAAGGAUUCUGUAGGUGAUACUUCCUUAAACUUGAGGAAAUCUGCUCCUGGAAAUGACUUAACGGCUGCUGAAAGGAAUACUGUUAUGCUGGGGGAGGGUUCUCCUAAGAGUGAAAGGUCAAAUGAUAUGUUCUGUGAUGAUAUAUUUGGAGAUUCUCCUGCUGGAGUUCGUAAAAUGGGUAAGGGAGAUGGUCUGCCUCUUGAAAGGAGUGGUCUUCAUGAUAAUUGGGAUGAUCCAGAGGGAUAUUACAGUUUUCGAUUUGGUGAAAUACUUGAUGGUCGCUAUGAAAUCACGGCAGCACAUGGUAAAGGUGUAUUUUCCACUGUUGUUCGUGCAAAGGAUCUUAAAGCUGGAAGUGGGGAUCCAGAGGAAGUGGCUAUCAAAAUAAUACGAAAUAAUGAAACUAUGUUAAAAGCAGGGACAGAAGAGCUGGUGAUUUUGAAGAAGCUAGUUGGCUCAGAUCCCGAUGAUCGCCGACAUUGUGUUCGUUAUCUUUCAAAUUUCAAGUACCGUAAUCAUCUCUGUAUAGUUUUUGAAUCACUUCAUAUGAAUCUGCGUGAGGUUCUAAAGAAGUUUGGUCGUAAUAUUGGCCUUAAGCUUACUGCUGUGAGAACCUAUGCGAAGCAAUUGUUUAUCGCGUUGAAGCAUCUCAGAAAUUGCGGAGUUCUACAUUGUGACAUAAAACCAGAUAAUAUGCUGGUCAAUGAAUCUAAAAAUGUGCUGAAGCUUUGUGAUUUUGGAAAUGCAAUGUUCGCUGGUAAAAAUGAAAUCACGCCGUACCUUGUGAGCCGUUUUUACCGUGCACCUGAGAUUAUUCUCGGCUUGCCCUAUGACCACCCCAUGGACAUUUGGUCAGUUGGUUGCUGUUUAUAUGAGUUGUAUACUGGAAAGGUUCUCUUUCCAGGCCCCUCAAACAAUGAUAUGCUUCGUCUUCAUAUGGAAUUGAAGGGUCCUUUCCCGAAGAAGAUGCUUCGCAAGGGAGCUUUCAUUGAGCAACAUUUUGACCAGGAUUUAAAUUUUCUUGCGUUAGAUGAAGAUCCUGUCACUAAGAAGACUCUUAGGAAGCUGAUUGUUAAUAUUAAGCCAAAAGAUGUUGGUAACAUCAUUAGGGGUUCUUCUGGUGAAGAUCCAAAAAUGUUAGCCAACUUCAAGGAUCUGCUGGAAAAAAUAUUUGUCCUAGAUCCAGAUAAAAGGCUAACUGUUUCACAAGCUUUGAAUCACCCAUUUAUUACGGGCAAGUGAAUUCAGAUGCUGAUUUUCUGACUCCACAAAUGCAGUAGCACUAGAUUUUUGUAUAUUACGGUGUUAGUUUAUAUCAGACUCUAAUCAUUGGGAAUUUACUGUCUAUCUUUUCUGCACUACUGUGGGCCUGAUUGGUGGAGAUUGCUUCUGGCGUCAUUCAAGUUGGACUCAGAAGGCUGAUAUCUUUUGGGAGGUCACUUACUGGCAGUUCUCAAUGGAAUGUGUUCUGUUUCUAUUGUAAGACAACUCGCCAAAGGCGUUUUUUUCUUUUAUUGUAAUCAUUUUGAUAAUUUAUUGUGCAAUAGUACAUUACAUUUAUUACA